UGACCUCCAGUGUUUUCCUGGCCCAGAUCCAAGGCAGCUGGAUGCUUUUUGCCAUUCUGAUGGUAGAUGAUGAGACAGGCAAGCAUGGAUUUCAGCACUCCAUCUGUGUUUGAUCAGCAAAAAGGUGAUUCAUCUGAGGAAGUUGACCUGACCAUGGUUUAUCAGGCAGCAUCUAAUGGAGAUGUCAAUGCUCUGACUUCGGUGAUUCGGGAAGACCCCUCCAUCCUAGAAUGCUGUGACAGUGAAGGAUGUACACCCUUGAUGCAUGCAGUUUCUGGACGUCAAGUGGACACAGUGAAGCUGCUGUUGAAGAUGGGAGCCAAUAUUAACAUGCAGGACGCUUAUGGCCGUACAAGUCUAUGCCUGGCAACCUAUCUGGGUUGGCUGGAAGGCUGUGUGAGUCUGCUCAGAAAUGGUGCCAAGCACAAUAUCCCAGAUAAAAAUGGCCGUCUGCCACUGCAUGCUGCCACUGCUGAGCCUGAUGUGAGGCUCCUAACAGUCUUGGUGCAACAGUCAAAUCUCAGCGAGAUUAAUCACCAGGACAAUGAGGGAAUGACACCACUCCACUGGGCAGCUUUCCACAACCAGCCUCAACACACCCAAAUGCUGCUGAAGAAGGGGGCAGACCCCACCCUUGUGGAUAAAGACUUUAAAACGGCUCUCCACUGGGCAGUCCAGAGUGGAAAUAGAAUUCUGUGUUCGAUCAUUCUGAGCCAUCACCAGGGUCCGUCCAUAAUCAACUAUGACGAUGAGAGUGGGAAGACAUGUGUGCACAUCGCUGCAGCAGCAGGUUUCAGCGACAUUAUUAACGAACUGGCGAGAGUCCCUGAGUGUAACCUGCAGGCUCUGGAUGUGGACGACAGGACACCUCUGCACUGGGCCGCAGCUGCAGGGAAGGCAGACUGUGUGCAGUCACUGCUGGAUUUGGGCAUGGACAGCAACCUGCGCGACAUCAAUGAGAGCACGCCCCUGGCCUACGCCCUGUACUGCGGCCACACGGCCUGCGUCCAACUCCUCUCCCGAGAGAGCAGAACAGAGCCUUCUCGACCCCUUCCUUCCGAGAACAGUAGACCCCAGAAGAAGGAGGGUCGGUUCAGCAUGCUCAACCAAAUCUUCUGCAAAAACAAAAAAGAAGAGCCGAGGGCUUAUCAGAAGGAUCACAGCAGGGACCGACUCAGCGGGGAGCACACCUCAGAAGUCGAUGACAUCAUCACCACCUUUGACAGCGUCGUGGAUACCAACUGCCAAGAACGGCCUGGUGAUCAGGUGGCUAUGGUUGACUUUAAGAAGAGGACCUCAGAGAAUUCAAAAUAUCUCUUGCCAGAAAAGAAGCCUCUGGCUCGUAAAGGGCUUCCACCAAUCAGAACGCAGAGUCUCCCACCCAUCACUAUGGGCAAUAACUUCCUGACAACCUCCCAGGGGGCCGCUUCCCAUGCUGGCCUAAGCUCUGGUACUCAUCACAUGGCCCAGCGAUCUCAGAAAAGCCGAAGCGAGCAGGAUUUAUUGAAUAACAGAACUGGCUGCCAGGCAUUGCUAGAUAACCCCUGGAGAGGUGAUUCUAACCAGGCGUUCUAUAAAGCUUGGACUGUGUCUUCUUCAGGUAAGCUGCUAGACAGAUUGCUCACUAGCAGAUCCAGUCACCAGGAGGUCUCAGGGCCACCACAUCUUCCUUAUCUACAUCAUCCUUCACCAGGACAAAAUUUUCAGCAUCUCUCCUCAAACAGACCCAAAAUCAGGGAUCUUCCUUUCACCCGGAACAACCUAGCUCCCCUACCAGACCAAAAAUUUCUAUCUGGAGAACCUCUACGGACAAACCGAGUGCUUCCUGCUAUUCCAAGCCAACGGGGGCACAGCACACCAGCUGAAGAAAGUGAAAACUCUGCCAGUCCCACCAAUGGUGAAAAUUAACUGUGGGUUGCUGACUGCAGAAAUAUAUUCAAUCUGUAUUUUCACUGUCAAAGGAUGAGAUUACUCUAGUUUGUAAGAACAAAGACUAAUUUAGUAAAUUGCAUUCUAUAAGCCAUUCACAGUUUUAUAACUCAAAAUUCUUUAUUCCAAAUAAAGACAUUUCCCAAAUUAGCACUUAGAAACUUUGUGAAUAUAUUGUCAGUUUGUGAGUUUCUGUGACCUCUACAUGCCGAAACAAAAAGUCAGAAUAUGUUAUCAGCAGGGAAACUUAGCUGUUUGGUUUGCUUUGUGGCAUGUUUGCCAAUCUUUUUUUUUUUUUUUUGGCUGAGUGAUUUUGCGUUUAAAAAAAGGUAUGCUUUGCUGAAU
Molecule: messenger RNA, 2274 nt
Organism: Diceros bicornis minor
Lineage: Eukaryota; Metazoa; Chordata; Mammalia; Perissodactyla; Rhinocerotidae
Gene: ANKRD55
Product: ankyrin repeat domain 55
Exons: 12
Coding region: 67-1908 (613 amino acids)
Molecular function (GO): protein binding
Source: RefSeq, a predicted model, not a curated record